This is a messenger RNA of Octodon degus (degu), 1851 nucleotides long. It is a transcript of the gene Lpar6, whose product is annotated as lysophosphatidic acid receptor 6. Gene Ontology annotation, molecular function: lysophosphatidic acid receptor activity. The transcript has a single exon. The record is from RefSeq and is a predicted model, not a curated record. Lineage: Eukaryota; Metazoa; Chordata; Mammalia; Rodentia; Octodontidae. The coding region runs from base 666 to 1697 and encodes 343 amino acids. Gene Ontology annotation, cellular component: membrane. Gene Ontology annotation, biological process: positive regulation of Rho protein signal transduction; phospholipase C-activating G protein-coupled receptor signaling pathway.
UCGCGGCUACAGCUGGCAACUGCGGAAAAGGCUUUAAUUCAGCGAGAGCUAACAUGCUUAGGAAUUUCUUUCGGAACUUAUAAAAGCUUCUUCUACUUACCACCAUCUGGGAUUCACUGCAGGAAUACCAAAAAGGAAACCUCAUUUUAAAAAAAGUAAAAGACAAACUGGGAAUGUUUACGUCUCUGAAAUUCUGCAUUGAAAAGCAAAAUAAGAUUGAUAACGUAAACAUUUUGGAGUGUAAGAAGAAAUUAAGUUUGGAACAUUCAUCUUGACUACAGAAAUUCAAGUUUACAAGACAAAGUGGCUCUAUCUCCGGACUUGGAACGUGGCUUGCUUUAUGCCUACACUCUUACAGGCUGGCUGCAUUGACUGCAUUUUCUUGCCAGUUAACCCCUGGAUUCAUGGAUUAUCUGGAGACUAGAAAAUGAGAGUACUUCCGUGUUGAAGGACCUACUAGAAACUUUGAAGCACUCAAUUUCAUGCUACUUUUGGAGAUUUCAGAGAAAAAAGAAGUAUUUUAUAAAACUGCCCAAAGAUCCAAAUACUUUGCAAAUACACUGGGGGUUACGGUGAACAAAAUCUGAAUACCAAAGGAGACGGCAGCUGACAAAAGGACCUCCACGCUACAGAUCUCCACACCACAAGCUGAACGUGCUUUUAUAAUGGUAAGCGCAAACAGCUCCCAAUGCUUGUAUGAUGACUCUUUUAAGUACACUUUGUACGGAUGCAUGUUCAGCAUGGUGUUUGUGCUUGGCUUAAUAGCCAACUGUGUUGCCAUAUACAUUUUCAUCUGUAUCCUCAAAGUGCGAAAUGAAACUACAACGUACAUGAUUAACUUGGCAAUGUCAGACUUGCUUUUCGUGUUCACUUUACCCUUCAGGAUCUUUUACUUUGCAACGCGGAACUGGCCAUUUGGAGAUUUACUCUGUAAGAUUUCUGUAAUGUUGUUUUACACCAACAUGUAUGGAAGCAUUCUCUUUUUAACUUGCAUUAGUGUAGACCGAUUUCUGGCAAUCGUCUACCCAUUUAAGUCAAAGACUCUAAGAACCAAGCGAAAUGCAAAGAUCGUGUGCACGGCUGUGUGGCUCACCGUGAUGGGAGGAAGUGCACCAGCAGUGUUUUUUCAGUCUACCAACUCACAGCCUAACAAUACCUCAGAGACCUGCUUUGAAAACUUUUCAGAAGCCACAUGGAAAACUUACCUCUCAAGGAUUGUAAUUUUCAUAGAAAUAGUGGGAUUUUUUAUUCCUCUAAUUUUGAAUGUAACUUGUUCAAGUAUGGUGCUAAGGACUUUAAAUAAACCUGUUACAUUAAGUAGAAGCAAAGUAAACAAAACUAAGAUUUUAAAAAUGAUUUUCGUACAUUUGGUUAUAUUCUGUUUCUGUUUUGUGCCUUACAAUAUCAACCUUAUUUUAUAUUCUCUUAUGAGAACACAAACAUUUGUCAACUGCUCAGUAGUGGCAGCAGUAAGGACAAUGUACCCAAUCACUCUCUGCAUUGCUGUUUCCAACUGCUGUUUUGACCCUAUAGUUUACUACUUCACGUCGGACACAAUUCAGAAUUCAAUAAAAAUGAAAAACUGGUCUGUCAGGAGAAGCGACUCCAGAUUCUCUGAAGUUCAAGGAGCAGAAAAUUUUAUUCAACACAGUCUACAGACCUUAAAAAAGAUAUCUGAUAAUGAAUCUACAAUAUAAGCUAUCUGAAAUAAAACCACUGGGACCUUAGCUGGAACCUCCAAGCUCCAUCAACUGUGAAAACUGUUUUCUUGGAAAAUUUCUCCUCCACCUCCGGAAAAAAAUCAACACAAGGACAUUUAAAUGUUUUUAAAGAAUAUUUGUAUGCAGUGUG